Molecule: messenger RNA, 722 nt
Organism: Saitoella complicata NRRL Y-17804
Lineage: Eukaryota; Fungi; Ascomycota; Saitoellomycetes; Saitoellales; Saitoellaceae
Exons: 3
Coding region: 40-645 (201 amino acids)
Source: RefSeq, a predicted model, not a curated record
GCGAUAACAACCAGGAAGACAACCACCAGGACAAUUGCAAUGGCAAGAAGGCCAGCAACGGUCAAUCGAAGGCCUUCUUCUACGACUACCUUCACUAUUCUGAAUGAUUCAAGUACUAUUUUUGCUGCUGAUCCUGUGCUGACCGACGAUGACGACGAGAAAAGCGCGAAGGAUGGGGGUAAUGUACAGUUCCGGAAGACGGCAAGCGUCGGGGACGAUGAUGCCGAUACUAUAACGGUUCUAUCGAACCAGUUCAGUCAAGCUGGAUACCUUUCCGUGGCUGAUCAGAGCGAUUACACCUCACCCCAUGUGCCUUCUUACCCUUCUUUUGAUCCACGGCCGGAUGGUUCUGAGCAAGAACUCCCUACUUCAGUCACGAUCAAUACUGGGACACGCCGUGUAAACGUGCCUCUGGUCUUCAGGCCUCCUCGAUCACAGCAAAUCGCGUACGGCGGCAUGCACAACCACCCAUUUUACCGCAGAACUAUGCAACCUGGUGUUCACCCACCGAUCGAACAAUGCGUCAUGACGUCGAACGGAAACGGUGAAGGUACGCCGAAGCGGAGUUUCCUGGAUAACUUUCUGCAUUUCUUCCGUGUAUGCUGUUGUUACGAAGUCGUGGAACCAAACCAGCACAUGUAUUGAUGAACUUGGCAUGACUCCUGAAGCUGGUUUCUUCUCAUCGCAGUAUGUAUUUUCUAUGCUCCGAGCAAUCAAGUUCU